AUGGACAUGAACGCCAGCAGUCCGACACCACACCGGUCGCCGACGCCGGAACUGCACGCGACCUAUACCAGCUUUGAGAUCUUAGUGGCUCUCGUGGCGGUGGUGGGAAACGCUAUGGUGAUACAUGUGUUUAGGAGAGACAGACGGCUACGACGCCGCACGAACUACUAUAUAGUGUCGUUGGCGAUCGCUGACUUCUUGGUGGGUUUGUUGGGGAUCCCUUUUGCGAUUUUGGCCUCCGUUGGCCUUCCUAGGAACUUGUACGCUUGCCUCUUCACUGUGUCAUUGCUGGUUAUGCUCUGCACGAUCAGCAUCUUUUGCUUGGUCGCGGUGUCCGUGGAUCGUUAUUGGGCGAUUCUCCAUCCUAUUGGAUACUCUAGGAAUGUUAGGACCAGGACAGCUAUAUGUAAGUAA
Messenger RNA from Leptosia nina, 414 nucleotides. Lineage: Eukaryota; Metazoa; Arthropoda; Insecta; Lepidoptera; Pieridae. The record is from the annotation of a GenBank genome assembly.